GGGGCCUGCGCGGGUGUUAGGUUAGCGCGAGGCGUGACCUAGUUGACAGGCUCUGAGGUGCUGCUGUGGUGGCUGCCGCGGGGCUGAGGCAGGUGGGAGCCGGAACCAAGUGCGUACAGAGGGAGGAGGGCGGCGACUGGAGAGCGGCGAGCGGCGCGGGACCCGGAGCCUCUUCCACUUUUUCCCUCCCGAGCGCCCCCUCCCACCCCUCCCACUCCGCAUACACCCUGUUUGCCCGUGAGCCUGGGGAACUUGCAGCUUAAAGCCAGCCACCCCCACAGCAACAUGUACCCCAGCAACAAGAAGAAAAAGGUGUGGAGAGAGGAGAAAGAACGUUUGCUGAAGAUGACCGUAGAGGAGAGACGCAAAGAAUACCUAAGGGACUAUGUUCCCUUGAACACCAUCCCAUCAUGGAAAGAGGAGAUGAAGGGCAAGAGUCAAAAUGAUGAAGAAAAUACUCAGGAAACAUCACAGGUGAAGAAAAGUUUGAGUGAAGAAGUUUCUCUCUAUAGAGGUGACAUCACAUUGCUAGAGGUAGAUGCUAUAGUCAAUGCUGCAAAUACCAGUCUUCUUGGAGGUGGAGGUGUGGACGGCUGUAUUCACAGAGCAGCUGGCCCCUGUUUGGUCGCUGAAUGUCGUAACCUGAACGGCUGUGAAACUGGACAUGCAAAAAUCACGUGUGGCUAUGACCUGCCUGCAAAAUAUGUUAUCCAUACCGUAGGACCAAUAGCCAGAGGCCAUAUUAAUGGUUCCCACAAGGAAGACCUUGCAAAUUGCUAUAAAUCAUCUCUGAAACUGGUGAAAGAAAAUAACAUCCGAUCAGUUGCAUUUCCCUGCAUCUCAACAGGCAUUUAUGGUUUUCCAAACGAGCCUGCUGCAGUCGUCGCCCUCAGCACCAUUAAGGAAUGGCUGGCCAAGAAUCAGCACCAGGUGGAUCGGAUCAUCUUCUGUGUCUUCCUAGAAGUCGACUUCAAAAUCUACAAAAAGAAAAUGAGCGAGUUUUUCCCUGCAGAUGAUAAUGAAGAAGAAGACAUUGACAUGAAAGAAGAUUCAGAUGAGAACGGUCCACAGGAAAAGCCAAGUGCCAAAGAAAUGGAAGGGCAGGGCCAAGAAGCAGAUGGUGCCAGCGCUGCCACCGUGCCGAGCCCUUCUUCAGAAGAGGCAGCUGAAGUCUGUAAAGAUGAAGAUUCUGCAAAGGAUGACAAUAUUACAGAAGAAAAUGAAGUAACAGAUCAUUCUAUAUGUGGCCAAGAUCAUCCCAAUGGACAAAAGAAUGAUUCAGUGAAGAAUGAAAUAAACAUUGAGGCAGAGUCCCAGAGCUCAUAUAUGGAAACAGAAGAGCUUUCAUUGAACCAAGAAGAUAUCACGAUCUUGGAGCAGCAAGAAGUGAUUCCACUAACAGAUGACCAAGAAGGAAAAGAAGGUGAAAAAGCGCAAGGCGAGGACACACCUAGAGUUCCUGUGAAAAGCGAAGGCUCUGGUGACACAGAAAAUUCUACAAGUCCUGAUGUUGAAAUGAAUAAUCAGGUUGACAGUGUAAAUGACCCAACAGAGAGUCAGCAAGAAGAUUAAUAGGGGCACAAGAUGAAGCAAAGGAACAAAGAAAUGGAAGUAAAUGACAGUCCUCAGCAUUGCAGGCCUCCCGGGCCCCGGGGGGUGGGGGGUGGGGUGGUGGUGGUGGAAAAAGACACCUGCGUGCCCUGUGGGGGAGGGGGGGGAGGCGAGUCCCACGGAAGGAUGGGGAAUCCUUUGCUCUAAUUUCUCCAGCCGCAUUUUGUUCUGUUUACCGGCAGAAAGAGAAAGAAAAAAAGGAAAAAAAAAAAAGUUUUAUUUGGUGGGGGGACCCACGUGAAUGCAUCUUUCAGGCACUAUUCCUGUCAUUUCUGUCUUUUCUCUCACGACUCUGCCCCAGGGUCCCAGUGGCACGUGUGACAUACAUGUGUAUCCUGGCUCCUGUCUGCUUUCUCAGUUAUUUCACAAAGCUGGUUGGUACAGUGGUUUCUUCCAAGAAAGAGAAGGAAGGUGACUGUUUGGUAAGCUGCAGGCUGCAUUUCAGGAACCAUCAAACCCUGUAUUAGAAUCCAUGGAUGAAGGAGGCAGGAUAGAAAAUGGGCAAAACCAUCAGAAAUCACUUGGAAAAAGGUCAGGACGAUGAGUUAAAAAUGGUGUUUUAUUCCGGGAUUCCCAAGGUACGGUGUUGUUGCGUGUGGUUGUCAGGAGGAUUGUGGAAGUAGAGUUUAAUCCGGAGCAGAGCGUGGAGGCAUCACAAGGAAGGUGGGCCCUGGCUGCUGUCAGGUCUUCCUUGGUAGCAGGACGGCAGGUGAGUUCUUCUCUGACACCGACUUUCAGCAGAGCUCACCUGGUUCAGGAGGUCUUUACUGGGUGCUUCACAUGGAGCCCCCCUGGGAGAUGUAUGUAACUCCUUGUGACACAACUGUAUGGGGUGGUACUUCUCUAGGCAUUUUAGUUAAGAGACAGGAGGCUGCUGCAUUUAGGAUCCAAGCAUCCGCCUAUGAAUAUGAAAAGUUCCACUUGAAAUCUCUCUUUAUAGAUAUGUUUCUCAUAAAAGAACAUCUUGUCUUCACCCAGGGACUGAUGACCCACAGAGCAGAUUCUCAUUUGAAGUUAGAGGCGAUUAGAGGUCUUGCUUGUAGUUCUGGCUUCCUGGUUUGCUUUUACAUGGUGUGUUUUUGUUCAUGCUGAGUCCAAGACUAACUUGAUGGCUAGUCCCCUCUCCCAGCGCACACUGAAGGAGAGUAGCAGUAGUAAUAAGCCAAGAUGUCAGUGAUACAGUGGGCAUGAGGGGUGAAGGGCCCAGGAGGAAGUUAGAAGUCGUCACAAAUGUCUAUCCUAGGGCCAACGUGGACAGAAGCCUCAGGACGCAAGACACCUGCUUCCCACAGCCUCCCCGGCUCUAAGACCAAUCUGUUUGUUUCUCUGGCAACUCGCACUAUUUCUUCCAUAUCUUCUUAAAUCCACCUUCCUUAUAAGGGCUUUAGAACUAUAAGUAAGUUAGCUGCAUAUUUUUUCUUUGUAGAGGGAGAAAAGCAAUGGCGAGCGUUUCUACAAUAAAAGGGUGUUCUGCUUUCUAAAUAUUCCAUGGAGUUCUUCAGUUUUGCUCUUUCCUCUAAAGAAAAUUCACCUUAUCUUUCUAUGAAUUUUGUUUUGGCCUUUCUGAAUUUGUUGCCUCCCUGGAUGGCUUACUUGGUCUAUUGGAACAAUUAACAAGUUGUAUUUCUACCUGUGUAAUAUGUUUUAACACCCUCAGUUUUUUAAGCUGCUCAUCAACCUAGCAGCAACAAUAUUUAAGUGACCCCGUGAUUUCAGAACAUGCUAAUUUCCCCUUCUGCCAUUAUUCCACGGUUUGAUACAGAAACUGUUACGUCCUCUACUGCCAUUAGACAUCGCUUUGUAGAAAAACAAGGAAAAGCCUCGUUUUCAAUAAUCCAGGAAAUGAUGCCAUGGGAAUACUGACAGUUUCUAGAUGUCAUGUCAUUUUUUUUUUUUUUUUUUUUUUUUGCGGUACGCGGGCCUCUCACUGUCGUGGCCUCUCCCGUUGCGGAGCACAGGCUCCGGACGCGCAGGCUCAGCGGCCAUGGCUCACGGGCCCAGCCGCUCCGCGCGCGGCAUGUGGGAUCUUCCCGGACCGGGGCACGAACCCGUGUCCCCUGCAUCGGCAGGCGGACUCUCAACCACUGCGCCACCAGGGAAGCCCUCAUGUCAUCGUUAUAACUUAACUGAAAGUCGCCAUCAUUCUUGUGAAGUACUUGACAGGCACAAUCUUCUGGGAGCACAUUUUCCUAUGACUCCUAAGCAUUAGUGCUACUCGUGCUCAAUAAUGAGUUAAGUUGAAAAGUACAGGAGGAGGCAGGAAGGAUGGAGAUUUUCUUUAAUGGACAAAGAUGAAAGAGACCUAAUGUCUCUGGUAGGAACAGUAGGGAUCAGAAUUACUUCAGUCCUGGUGUUGCCUUUGACAUCAAUGAUAGCCAUUCAUUCAUUUUCAAUGUGGGUGGGGUAGGAAUGAGAGGAGGGAGGGCUCUGCCUGAAAACUAUAGAAAAAGAAAGUCAGCUCUGUAUCCAGGAAACUGAGUGAGGAGUAAGUAUGAUCAGUCCCACUCUUGAAUUUGUUUACACUUGACUUUAUGAUUAGAUUGUGUUUUCAUUUUUGCCUCAUUAUGAUUUUGGGUUGCUAUUUGGCGGUAAUAUUGUAUGCUUUAGGACAAAUAAUGAAGUGAAUUUCCAUUUCAAUAGUAAAAUAUUAAAAAUCUAGCUCUUGGCCAGAUCGAAGACACCCACGACACAGGAAACCAUUAUUUCACUGGUGCUGUCAUUGCACAGACUGUACAAUGGAAAGUUUGAAAGGCUGAUUGAAUUCUCUGGAACAUGAAUUCUGUAUGUCAGUUUCCAACCACAAUCCAGCCAGGCUAGGUGGUAUGAGGGUUUACAGGAGGGAGAGUGGGACCAAGGUAGGCUUUCCACAUAAUAGAUCUAAUUAAAAAGGUACUUGUUUUAGGAGAGACAAAGGAUGUGUCCUCUAGCUGGUAACUAUUCAGACGAUGGACAAGCCUUCUUUCGUAAAAGCUUACAAAGGCGGUGUCCAAAACACGGUCUAUGAUACUGGGUCACCUGUUAGUCAGCGCAGCUAAUUGUACAUCUUUCUAUGAAACACUGAAAAGCCUCUUUGUGAAUUAAUACAGUUCCGCUUGAUGCAGUUGAUUUGAAAUGACAUUUCUCUGUAUGUGGUGCAUGUCGGCUUUGCUUUGACAAAUAACAAAGUUAGCAGAAUAUGUUCAAUAUAUUUUCUUGGGGAAUAGGGUUUUUAUCAUAUGAUUCAUUAAGGAUUUGCCUUACCCUGACAUUUGUGAUAUAAAGGAAAAUCAGAAAAAAAGUAAUUUUCUUGAUCAAGAUAUGUUUUUACUUAAUGCAAAUAAAUGUAGUCUGUUGCUUGCAAGGGAAAAAAUAAUGUCUUCUGAGAUCUGGUAUAAACUGCUAAAUAGAAUAAUAUGUGCCUCUUUUGUUAAACCAGCGUUUAAAUACUGGACUGCUUCUAAAUACGUUUGUUUCUUUUCAUGUGUACCAUACACUAAAAAACUUAAACAACUGUUGCCUUCAUACUAUAUUUGUUAGAGCAGAAUACGAAUAAAAUUUGUUUGAGAAGAUAAGGUGGAA
Molecule: messenger RNA, 5169 nt
Organism: Orcinus orca (killer whale)
Lineage: Eukaryota; Metazoa; Chordata; Mammalia; Artiodactyla; Delphinidae
Gene: MACROD2
Product: mono-ADP ribosylhydrolase 2
Exons: 18
Coding region: 286-1572 (428 amino acids)
Biological process (GO): purine nucleoside metabolic process; peptidyl-glutamate ADP-deribosylation; DNA damage response
Cellular component (GO): nucleoplasm
Molecular function (GO): ADP-ribosylglutamate-[protein] hydrolase activity
Source: RefSeq, a predicted model, not a curated record